AUUUUUCUCACAUUUGGGUUGCACUGCGCGUGCUGAGCAACACCGCUCGUUCCUACAAUGACAGACUGUGAAAAAAAGUUCAACCACUAUGCACUCCUCAUCGGCAUUGACGCUUAUAAAGAGAAACCCCUCAAGGGCUGUGUGCAAGAUGUUCGUGCGAUCAAGGACCUCAUUGAUCGCACGCCCAACGCCAGUACGAUCUGGAAGUGUUUGAUGACGGCGCCCUUGCCCACAGCAUGUGCUAGCUCAACCAACAGUCUGGAACUCCUGCCCACGUAUGACAAUGUGAAGCGAGAGCUUGAUCGAAUAUAUUCGCGUGGAGAGAGGGGCAAUUCGGUCUACAUUCACUACUCCGGACAUGGCACUGCGAUGAGCCCACCUUUUCCUUCCGAGCCGCACCGCAUCCAUUCGAAUCUAUCCACUGGAGAUCUGGCCCUUAAUUUACUUGAGGACUGUCAGGGCGGCAUUCGCUAUCUGCGUGGUAUUGAACUCGGCAACGUCAUCGCUAGGAUGGCUGCAAAAGGCCUUCGAGUAACACUUGUGCUGGACUGUUGCUUUUCUGGAAGUGUUAUGCGGCAUUCAUCAUUGGCUCGGUUCUUGGAUUACAGUCAUAAUGUCGAUGCGAAAUAUCCGGCGGUAUUGGCAGAAACGACAGAUCCAGAGCGCCGGUAUGGCAGUAGAGCCGUACGACAAUGUCCACUUGUCAAACCAGAGAACUUCACAGUUCUUGCAGCGUGCGGGCCGACGGAGCUUGCAGGCGAGUUGGAAGUGGAUAACAAAAACUACGGAGUGUUAUCGUACUUAUUAAUCGAAACUUUCCGCAAGCUGGGCGGCUUUGGAGGAGGACACCGGAUUAUCUAUCAGUAUCUUUGCGCGUUGUUCCAGGCCAACCGAGCUAAGUUCACCUUCAGUCAAUACCCCAUGUUUUAUGGGAACCGAAAUUCAUUCUUCCUGGGACAAGUCAGCCUUCUUAUUGGUGCCUCUCCAAUUUUGGUCUCUGGUAGCAUCAAGAAUGGAUUUGUGCUAAACGCCGGUAAGGCUCAUGGUAUUUGUGAAGGCGAUAGCUUUCUCGUGCACUCGACCCCAGGACGUGCCAAAUCUGAGAGCACAAAUUAUUCCAUCGCUUCAUUUAGAGCCACUGCGGUCCGUAUCGAGGCGUUGAUAUCUCAUCUUGAGCUCCAUUCACAACCCGCCUCCGGAGCAGCAGAAUUGUUCGCAACUACGUUGACGCGCAACAUGCUGAAAGAAUACCGGAUCCAGAUCCAGGGCGAGAUCCUACCUCUCAAAGGAAGGGAAGACGUGUUGAGCAGGUUUCCAACCCUUGAUAUUUCUCACGACAGCCACGAGAACGAGGUUAAGCUACCCUCUUUCACAAUUCAGAAGCUGGGAGAUACCUCUCUUGAGAUACAGAAUCUCUAUACACAGAGAACUCAAUCCUUACAGUUUGACCUACCAAACAUGAGCUUUAGACUCGCAGAGCUGCUAGAUCACUUGGCCAGAUUCGAGAUGAUGAGGCGUCUCGUCAAUUUGGAGUCGGUAUAUCUCUCAGAGCAUUUUGGAGAGACAUUCGACAUCCAGUUCACUCGUCCCGACAAUGUGAAGGUCAGACCAGGAUGUCUAAAGACAGGCGACUUUCAGACCGUUUGCACGCAUGCAGAAUGCCUCAUAACUGUGAAUGAGGGUGAUUCAGUAUAUCUAGAAGUCAGAAACAAAGAGAACGAUAUCCAGAACUGUCUCUGUCUUCAUGUCUAUGCCAUGACAUCCACUGGUAAGAUCCAAAACAUCUUUGGAAAUGACUAUGAAGUCGUUCCACCCCCAGGUGCAAACAAUACCAGUCACUUCGGUCUCGGGGGCAGUGGUCUUUGGAAAAAGCGGUUGGGUUUUCAGAUACCACAAGGGUUGGAAGUUUGUGAUGAUAUCAUCAAGAUCUUCAUAACCACACGGCCAACCUCUUUUUGGUCUUUGGAGCUUCCUAAAAUUGGUGCUGUUAUGGAGAGAGGUAGUGAUAAAAGCGGCAAGACUAGGAACAGCUAUGGACUCCCUGUUGACUGGAUCGCAACAAGCCUGCGCGUCCGAACACAAGCGGAGACAAUUUGAGAAAGCACACCGAUGCCUUGCAUAUUUAUGUACUGA
Molecule: messenger RNA, 2133 nt
Organism: Boeremia exigua
Lineage: Eukaryota; Fungi; Ascomycota; Dothideomycetes; Pleosporales; Didymellaceae
Exons: 1
Coding region: 58-2097 (679 amino acids)
Biological process (GO): proteolysis
Molecular function (GO): cysteine-type endopeptidase activity
Source: RefSeq, a predicted model, not a curated record